Molecule: messenger RNA, 1916 nt
Organism: Yamadazyma tenuis ATCC 10573
Lineage: Eukaryota; Fungi; Ascomycota; Pichiomycetes; Serinales; Debaryomycetaceae
Gene: TGL5
Biological process (GO): lipid metabolic process
Molecular function (GO): triacylglycerol lipase activity
Source: RefSeq, a predicted model, not a curated record
AUGUCAAGUGCUUCUAAUGGGUACCAACUCAAUAGCGACAUCAGCGACUUGAUAGAAGAGAUAAUCGAGAAGUUUGAUAGGCCUCCAACGUACAACUCCAUCUUCAACAAGUCUGGCGAAUACAAGACUACCACCAGUGCCAUUUCGGGCACUAUUUUAUCAUAUGCACAAAGCAUCCCCAUAUUGAAUAAGCUAUUUCCCAUUACCAACGAAAAGCAGCAACUUACUAACUCCCUUCUCGAGCAGCAGAAGCUUGCAACGACCUACUCCAAGUGGUACGAUGUGUCAUUGCAGCUCGAUGAGCUCAUGGGAAAUAAUGCUUGGAAAUCUAACCCGGAGAGUCCAUACUACGACUUUGAGCUCAUCCACCAUAACAUCAACGAGAUGAGAACCGCCCGUUUGAAUAGAGACUACAAGUUGCUCUUGUAUUUGAUCAGAACGAAGUGGGUUCGAAACUUUGGAAAUAUUGGGGAUGUGUCGCUUUACAAACUGUCAUUUGUGGGGACCAAAAAGUUGAUUGAAGACUAUAUCACUGAAUGUAAGUUAUCACUCGACUAUCUUGUUAAUGGUCUGGACGUGGACUUGGAUGAUAGGUACUUGUUGGGAAUGUUGAUUCAAACAAGAAAGAACAUCGGAAGAACUGCCUUGGUUUUGUCGGGAGGAAGUACGUUUGGUAUGUUUCACAUUGGUGUGUUAGUUUCGUUGUUGGAGGUGAACUUGCUUCCUCGAAUUAUCAGUGGGUCUUCGGCUGGUUCGAUUAUUGCCUCGAUUUUAUGCUGCCAUAGUUACGAGGAGAACAAGAUCAUUAUCCAGUCAUUGAGCGAACGGGAGUUUGAGAUCUUCAACAGUGGAUUGGAUGAAGAGGGGAUCUUACACGAGAAAAAGAACCAAUUUAGGACUUUGUUGAAAAGUGUGGGCCACUUUUUGAAGUACGGGACCGUUUUUGAGAUGGGGAGCCUUAAGAAGACUAUAAUUGGAUUUGUGGGAGACUUGACAUUUAGAGAAGCAUACAAUAGGACCGGAAAGAUUUUGAAUAUCACGGUUUCACCCGCUUCCUUGCAUGAACAAACGAGACUAUUAAACUAUUUGACAGCACCUAACUGUUUGAUUUGGUCUGCAGUUUGUGCUUCAUGUUCAUUACCUGGGUUCUUUCCAUCAACGUCCAUCUACGAGAAGAAUCCUCGAACAAACAAGAUACAGAAAUGGAACGGAGACUCUUCUAUCAAAUUUGUCGAUGGAUCUGUGGACAAUGACUUGCCCAUCAUGAAACUACUGGAAAUGUUCAAUGUUGAUCACAUAAUUGCUGUGCAAGUCAAUGCUCAUGUUGUUCCGUUCCUCAAGAUAUCGGUAAGUAACCCUGGUGGCUAUUUGGAAGACGAUUUGACUACCAAGUUCAAGGGUAUAUUGAAUAAUGCCUAUGACUUUUUCACCUGCGAAUUGAUCCAUUAUUUCCAGAUUUUCAAUGAGAUGGACAUAUACAAGAACUUGUCCACUAAGUUGAUUUCCUUGUUAUCUCAGAGCUAUAGUGGAGAUAUAACAAUUCUCCCUAACUACAAGUUGUCUGAUUUCACAAAGGUAUUUCUGAACCCAACCCCUCAAUUCAUUGCAGAUUUCAUCAUCAGAGGUGCAAGGUCAACUUGGCCAAAAAUCACCUUGAUCAACAACCACUGUGGAGUUGAAUUUGAGCUUGACAGGGCAAUAACUUUGCUCAGAGGGAGAACCAUUUCUUCAAACAGCAAUUCUACCUUCGGAAACUCGUUGAUUGUCAACCCGAUUAACUUGGUUCAGUGCAAUAAUUCGCCCACCACUGAAGAGUGGAACCAGCUCACUACCACAAAAUCGUUGGGAUCUCUGUCAGCCCGUUGGGAUCCUGUCACACCUGAUCGUAAACGGGUAAGUUCACUCAUGAAGAGUGU